Trypanosoma conorhini is the source of this 334-nucleotide messenger RNA. Its product is annotated as retrotransposon hot spot (RHS) protein. Lineage: Eukaryota; Euglenozoa; Kinetoplastea; Trypanosomatida; Trypanosomatidae. The transcript has a single exon. The record is from RefSeq and is a predicted model, not a curated record. The annotation marks the transcript as partial.
AUGUGGCGGAGUUUCGUGCGAUUUCACGUUGCAAUGCAGCGAAAGCUGUGCGUCUCAAUUGUCGCGGCGAGAGCUGCUGCGGUGCGACCGCGUGGGGUGCGCAGCACUCCGCAGCCGCAACUGUGCGUCGGCGACGCGUGUGCCCGUUGGCCGCCCGCCGGAGGUGUGCGUGGGGCCCUCCACCCAUCGUUUCUUCUGAUGGCGCCGCGCCGCGUGUCCGGCGGUGGCGCGCAGGUCGCACAGGGCCAAGGGAGGGAGCAGGGAAAUAAACAACCGUGGACACUUACCACCAGCGUCGAAGAUGUACUGUUGGGGAGCGAGCCCAGCAUUGAGA